Porites lobata is the source of this 1362-nucleotide messenger RNA. Lineage: Eukaryota; Metazoa; Cnidaria; Anthozoa; Scleractinia; Poritidae. The record is from the annotation of a GenBank genome assembly.
AUGGAUGAAGAAGACGAACAUUCUCCAAUUGAGUUUUAUUAUCCUGAAGAUCUAGAAACUUUUGAUGUAGAAACUGAAGCAGGCAUCACCGAAAGCCAGGAGGCCAUAGACGAUUUUAUCAACCAACAGAAAAGUACAAACACAAACAAGAAGACGGCUACUGAUAUGGACACUCUUCUCCGCUACAUGGAAGCUAAUGGUAUGAAAAAUGAGAAAAUUGAAAGCUUACCUGCGUCCGAGCUUGACUUCCUUUUGUGGAAUUUUUUUUUGAACGCACGCAAGAAAAAUGGAGAAGAGUACGAGCCAGCAACAGUUUCCAGUUUUCAGCGUAGUAUACAGCGAUACUUAAGUGAGAAGAAAUAUCCAUUUAACAUACUCAAGGACAAUGAGUUCGAAAAAUCUAGAAAAGUCCUUGCAGCGAAGCGAAAGUCACUUGUUCACGAGCACGGCAAAGGAAACAAACCGCCAGCUGCUCAGGCUAUCGACGAAGACCAAGAGGAUACCCUUUUUGAAGCAGGAGAAUUCGGCGACUCCAAUCCAGUUUCACUUCAAAGAACUAUGUGGUGGUUUUUAUCCCUACACUCUGUUUCCGAGCAAGAGACGAAAGUCGUAAGUUGCGCUGGGGUGACGUUCAGCUUCAACAGCAGAAUGAUGGCCAAGAAGUCUUGGUUUGGUUGGCCGAGCGAGGCACAAAGACCCGACAUGGUCAGGAGAGAGGACACCAAAGAGCGUUCCAACCAAAGAUUUAUGCCACCAGCACAGCGAGAUGUCCUGUCUGUUUUUACAAAAAAUUCCGCAGUCACCGGCCAGUGGAAAUGAACGCACCAGAAUCACCGUUUUACUUAGCAGUCCGCCAUAAUCGACGAUCAAAUGAAGAAGUUUGGUAUAUGAAGGCACCCCUCGGAAAAAAUGAGAUAGGCAAGUUUCUGUCCACUGCAGCGAAGAAUGCUGGCCUUCACAGAGAGGGAAAAUCAUUCUGUCAGGAAAACCUGUAUUUCGAGGCUCCUUGAUGCUGAUGUUCCAGAGAACUUUGUAGCCCAACUGAGUGGCCACAAAAGCACGGAGAGUUUACAGUCCUACAAAUCUGCCAGUGCUAAACACCAAAAGAGGAUGUCCUUGACCCUCAGCAGAGCUGAUGUUUCUGGAUCCAGAGAUGAAGCGUUAUCAAGUGUCCAUAAUCAAGGGUUUGAAGUAGUAACUCGCUCGACUACAGACAUCGCUGCAAGUUCGACAACAACUACAUUGAUUGAUCAGUCAAGCGAUCCGUUACUGUCUUCCACCGCUCCAAUUUUUACAGGUGCAAACAUAGGAUCCAUCAGUGGGUGCACAUUCCAAAUAUUUCACGGCAAUGUGAAAAUUGUC